CUCUUCCUUUUCCCUCUCUUGUUGCUCGCUGUCACAUCUUUAACCUUUUCAGCUUUCAGUUCACUGCCUCGCAAGCCGUGUCGCUCGAUCAAAGGGCAGAUGAUACUUAAUGCAUUAGGGACUUGGACUGAUGCCACUUUUAAUUUGUGCUGUCGACAGAUCAUAACUAUUAGUUAAAACUUAGGUAGCUGGGACAUUGAAAGAUUUUAAUGGCAGGCAAUGGCCUGCCAUCUCUGGGUCGUGUAAAGCUUACUGAUCUCAUACCCUCUGAAGGCCUUCCUUCAGACUCAUACAAGCUAUCAGUUUCUACUUUGUCACAGUCAUUUGCUCAAUAUUGUGCUGCCAUCAUUCAGUUUCCAGCUAGUGAUGGAGCUCUUUUAAGAUCUGGUUUAGAUUCUGCUCGCCUUUACUUCCAACAAAGGGCGGCAUACCCAUCUGCAGACAUGAUUCACUCUAAUGAUUCUCGUGAGUGGUGUAAAACGUCUGGUUACUAUGCUGAUCCCCAACUAUGGCAGGAAACUUAUGAUUACAGACCAGGCUUAACUCCUACAGAGCCAAGCAAUGGAAUGGAGUUUCCUCCAGGUGGGUUGCCUGACAUAUUUGCCUUGCUUGGUAAGGCAGCUCGAGAUAUACUGGAUGCCAUCAGCUAUUACUUGAACUUGCGCAGCUCUCCAUUUACUGAAAUACUUGAUAACAUACCCUUGAGAAGCCGGGAAAUAUCUUCUUCUGUAUUAUCCGUUUGCUGUCAUGCAAGGCCUUCUUUUCAGGGGGCGCAACACCACAAUCUGACAGCACAGGAUGAUGGCCAAUUGAUCAUGUACCCUGACCAUGAGCACCAGGUUGAUAAAUGCUUAAUAUCUGUUGUAAAGUCAGAUAAGGCUGGUUUGCAUGUAAGAGAUUUUCAUGGUCGGUGGAUUCUUGUAGAUGGGGACCUGGGUCCUCAAGAAGCCGUUGUUUAUCCUGGACUUGCACUUUAUCAAGCAACAGCAGGUUAUGUCAAUCCUGCACUGCAUAGGACAGAGAUUAAUAAUAUGCCGGGUAACCUGUAUGGGCGAUGCUCUUUGGCUUUCAAACUCAUGCCCAAAUCUAUGACCAGUCUCAGUUGCUCAGAGAUGAGAGCAGCUGGUCAUGGAGUUGAAGCUCAGUUCCAGCUUCCAGUACCAGUGGAUGACUUCAUGCAAAGAUCUCACCCAACAGAUCAUCUCUUUAAUAGAAACACAUUCCAGAGUUUCAAUUUCCCCACAGCCCAAGAUGGAUCUAUGAAGCCCUUGAUGAGAAGGAGGAAGAAUAAUACAAGAUGCAAACCUCUGCCUCCUUCCAAAAGGUUACGGCUUGAGGCCCAAAGAGUGCUUAAGGAACGAGUUCAGGAAAUUGCAGAUAAGAAGGGCAUCAAACUAAGGUUUUGUAACCUAAAAGAGUGUGAGAAUCACAUUCAUGCACUAGAUAGCCCUUGUGCCAAUAUUAGAAUGGAGAUUGGGUGGCCACAUGGAGUGCCAUUUGUUCAUCCCCAUGAUCUACCUAAUAAGGCAAAGAUUGGUUUUCUUGAAGCAUAUGAACCUGGUUGGACGGCAACUCAUGAUAUGGAAUUAAGCCUGACGGAACCUGGACAGGCCAGUCAACAGUCAGCAAACUGUAACUGAAUCACUAUGCAGUUUCCCAUGUGCAAUUAUCCUCAAUUGGCUUGUUACCGAUUGGUUUACAAGAUCUCAACUUGGUGGUUUUUGUCCUCAUUAUCCUACCCUCAGUCCAGGUCAUAAGCUGCUCUACUGAAAUCCUGUAUGUUCCUGAAUUGAUUUGUAAUUCACUGGCCAAUUCUCACAGAAGGCAUAUGUUACUACACAUGUCUGCAAACGAAUGAACAUUGUCUGCGAAAAUCACUUGGAAUUCUAAUGCUACCAUCAUCAUGAACAUGAGUUGUUUUGCCGAAAUCCCAGUCCUUCAUGAACUGAACUGGAUUUCACUGUUCAAUUACCAAACAAGACAACGUCACUGUGCAUGUCUGUAAACGAAUCAAUACAUUGUCUGUAAAUAGGCAGUUUUAGGAAUAUUCACUCUUUGGCCUUAAGGUUCUUUCUUGGUCAUUUCAUUUUGAUGUUUUAAGUUCUCUCCAAGUUCCAGGUAUCAUUUUAUAGAGAAGAAAUGGAGGAAUAACAGGGAUCAUCCCAGUUUGAUGACUUGCAGGAAGGUUGCUGAUUUAUUUCUGCACAAUAAUGGGAGUUGGUGCAAUUUUUAGAGAUGGAAAUCUGCUUCAGUCAUGGAAAGCGUUAAUCAUAUAACUAAAGUAUUGGUUGCUAGAAUUUAGGAGAGAAUGGAACCGGUGACUUAGCAUUUUGGUCAAGGAAUAUCCCUUUUUUUUUUUCAAAAAUUAUUUAAAAAAGGCCUAUGGUAUACUCUUGUGCCUGC
Messenger RNA from Theobroma cacao (cacao), 2403 nucleotides. RefSeq names its product 2-oxoglutarate (2OG) and Fe(II)-dependent oxygenase superfamily protein. The record is from RefSeq and is a predicted model, not a curated record. Lineage: Eukaryota; Viridiplantae; Streptophyta; Magnoliopsida; Malvales; Malvaceae.